CCCUAGUUAGCUGUACCUGUGAGGUCGAACUACUUGGAGCACAUUGAACAUUGUUGAUUGGGUAGAACUGAUUGUUCUGGCGGUAGGAUGUCUUCUACGGGGUCCAAGGACGCAACGAGCCGCCAGAGUCCGGUAGUUUCGUAUUGAGAGCUAUUUAACCUAAUUUGGUAAAGAACAGAAUAUUGGCUAUCUAUCGUUGUGCAAGGUGUCUGUCCGUUGACAACCAAACUUUGAAUUGUCUUACAACGAUAAGGCUUGACGCUGCCCGAAUCGCCGAAAGUCCUUGAACUAUUCAAUUGAUGAGUGUACAGAGUUACUCCGUACACCUUCUCUCAUACCGAUAUAUUUGCGUGAGGGAUAAUUGUACCGCGCAACCAGAAAUAAAUAAGCAGAAUGGCGCCAUCAUCAAGAAAUUGUUUCCGUCAACUCUUCAUGACAAAUCACUCAAGUCGAAGGGAUAAUGGUGGCAGUGAACAGGAAGCCAAAUCCGACGAAAAGUUAGUCCAACCUGCCCAGAAGUAUGUAUUUGCACACGUUGUGAUGGGCAAUACUGCUCACCAUACCACCGACGACUGGGCAACCGAUAUAAAAACUGCUCAGGCUGCAGGCAUCGACGCUUUUACACUCAACAUUGCCACUGGUGACUCAAACAUCCCAACACAGGUGGAAAAUGCCUUCAAUGCUGCUACAAAUCUCGGCAGUAGUUUCAAACUAUUCUUCUCUUUCGAUUAUCUUGGUGGAAGCGGACCCUGGCCGGCUACAGGCUCGUCCUCGGUUGCAUCAUAUCUCAACAAAUAUGGGGUAAGUUCUGCAUACUUCAAGUACAACGGACAAAUUUUUGUAUCCACUUUUGAGGGAGUGAACAACGCCGGAGAUUGGACUCCUAAUGGUCCCAUCCGGAGCGCUGUUCAAAGUACUGCUGGUUCCAUCUACUUUGUUCCCGAUUACACGAGCCUGGGCCCUGAUGGAUUCAGCGCACAACUCAACAAUGUUCAGGGUGGUUUUAGUUGGGAUAUGUGGCCAGCUGGACCAGUAAACAUGACGACUGCAAACGACCUUGCUUGGAAAAAUACUUUGGGUAGCAAGUCUUACAUGAUGGGUGUCUCCCCUUGGUUCUUCCACAGCGAUGCAAACCCAAUUGCAUGGAUGUGGAGAGGUGACAAUCUUUGGUCCGAACGCUGGCAACAAGUUCUCGAAGUUCAGCCUCAAUUCGUCGAAAUUGUAACAUGGAACGAUUGGGGAGAGUCUUCAUACAUAGCGCCUCUGUUACAUGACGAGGAGGUGCCUGCAAACUCCCUCAAAUACGUCAAAAACAUGCCACAUUCUAACCUUCUCACUCUCUUGCCAUACUACAUCUCUCAGUAUAAAGGCAUCAGAUCUAAUGCCACUACCGACUCUAUGCAAUACUGGUACCGCACAUCUCCCGCUGCAGCUGGUUUAACCGGAGGUGUACUGGGUAACAAUCCAAAUCAAGGACAGGUAGAAUACAGUCCCAAUACUCUCUGUGAAGACAAAGUAUUCUUCACAGCAUUAUUGCAAUCAGCUGCCGAUGUGCACGUGCAGAUUGGCGAAUCACCAGUGACGAGUUAUCCUGGAAAAGCUGGCUUGAACACUUGGAGCCAUGGGUUUUCAGGACAGACUGGCAAUGUGACCUUCUCUAUUGUCCGAAAUUCGCAAACGGUCAAAUCUGAGAGUGGAACUGAGAUUACGGCGGAGAGUUCUGUGAUUGGCGGUCUCACCAACUUCAAUGUUUGGGUAGGAGGUUUCUAGGGUUCUAGUUGCAGGUGUUGAUGAGUAGUGACAUCUUCGAUUUCAACGUGCUUUCAAACUUCAAAGCCACCAGCGCCGCAAGUGGCUCACGAUUGAUUGCACCCGGUACCUUUUCCAUUUCCUACAACCACCAUUUUUUACGGCGCAUUACGACGAUUUUCUUUUAAGGAUUAGGAUAGAUGGGAUGAAACUAGAUGGCUUGGUCUCAUGGCAGGGGAUGGAUUUCUUUUCUUGACGCUCUUUUAGCAUUUUAAUUCGAUUCGUUCUGUCUAACGACAGCUGGGAUGGCAGAGCCUCUCCCUUUUUAUCUAUAUACCCAAUGUUUAGAUAUCCAGCAUUGUGUACACACAUACACUUCGGGGCAUGGGUUACGGGAUAUAGACAGACUAUGAUUUAUGAAGGAUUUUUUGUUUUAUAUGUAUUAUGUUACCAUCACUUUCUUUGCAUAUUAGAUUAUUAGUAUGUCAUCUAGACAUACCAUUCACUUGGCAAUGAAUUUCACAUCAGA
Botrytis porri is the source of this 2278-nucleotide messenger RNA. RefSeq lists its product as uncharacterized. Gene Ontology annotation, biological process: mating projection tip cell wall disassembly. The transcript is spliced from 4 exons. The record is from RefSeq and is a predicted model, not a curated record. Gene Ontology annotation, molecular function: glucan endo-1,3-alpha-glucosidase activity. Lineage: Eukaryota; Fungi; Ascomycota; Leotiomycetes; Helotiales; Sclerotiniaceae. The coding region runs from base 394 to 1770 and encodes 458 amino acids.